This is a messenger RNA of Lactuca virosa, 411 nucleotides long. The record is from the annotation of a GenBank genome assembly. Lineage: Eukaryota; Viridiplantae; Streptophyta; Magnoliopsida; Asterales; Asteraceae.
AUGGAUCAGGAUUUUCAAAGCCCAAUUGUUGAAGAAGAAGUCAUACCUUCAGAAGGAGCUCAAGCUUCAGGAAGCUCAUUUGAAACACCUGAGCUGGACAUCUCCAAAGGCAAAAGCAAGUUGCCUGAAUCUAAAUUUGUUGAUGUCGUUCAGCUUCAUACCAGAGUCUUUGAUCUGGAACAAAACUCUGCUGAAAAAGAUUUGAAGUUUGGUGAUGAAUUUCAACCCUUGAGCGCUGAAGGAGAAAAGAUCACUGCUUCUAUUUUAGGUCCCGCCAAUCCAACUUCACAAUCUUCAAGUGAAAGGGCUGCAAGACCUGCUGCAGAUGCUAACCUUGAUACAUUUUUAUCUUCUGGUUCUCUUUCUGCUCAAGAAAGAAAAGAGAGAAGCAAAUUAGGGUUGAGUAGCUGA